AUGGCGGCCGCUGCUGCAUCCGCUGAGCUCGACCCGAGCAACAGCUCGAAGAACACCCUCAAGCUCGAAAAUACCGAGAAGCGUGACAACCUGAUCGCAAUUGAGAAGAAGUACCAGGCGCAAUGGAAGGCCAACAAGGUUUUCGAAGUCGACGCCCCCUCCUUCGAUGAGGUCCCCCAAGGCUCCAUGACCCCCGCCGAGAUGCGCGAGAAGCACCCCAAGUUUUUCGGAACAAUGGCUUAUCCUUACAUGAAUGGAACUCUCCACGCCGGUCACGCCUUCACUGCCAGUAAGGUCGAGUUCAUGACUGGCUUUGCCCGCAUGGAGGGCAAGCGUGCCCUGUUCCCUCUUGGAUUCCACUGCACUGGUAUGCCCAUCAAGGCUUGUGCUGAUAAGCUGCGCGACGAGGUCAAGCUCUUUGGACAGAACUUCGAAGGAUACAGCGAGGAGGAGGCUGCUGCUCCCUCUGCUCCCACCCAGGAGUCUAAGCCCGAGGCUAAGGAGCAAGCCGAGAAGUUCUCCGGCAAGAAGAGCAAGGCCGCUGCCAAGACCGUCAAGAUGAAGUACCAGUUCCAGAUCAUGCUGGCCAUUGGUGUUCCUCUUGAGGAUAUUCACAAGUUUGCCGAUGCCAACCACUGGCUGCAACACUUUCCUCCCCUCGCCAUCCGUGAUCUCGACAGCAUGGGUGCCCGCGUCGACUGGCGCCGUCAAUUCGUUACUACCGAUGCCAACCCGUACUACGACGCUUUCGUGAGAUGGCAGAUGAACCGCCUGCACGAGCUCAACAAGAUCAUGUACGGCCAAAGAUACACCAUCUACUCUCCCAAGGAUGGCCAGCCUUGUAUGGACCACGAUCGAACUGAGGGUGAGGGUAUUGGUCCCCAGGAAUACACUGCCCUGAAGCUCCAGGUCAAGGACAACAUCGAAGAUGACGCCAAGGUGUACUUUGUACCUGCAACCCUUCGACCUGAGACUAUGUAUGGUCAGACCAAUUGCUUUGUUGGUCCUAAGGUUACUUACGGUCUGUUUAAACUGAAGGAGAAGGAAUACAUCGUCGUGACUAAGCGUGCUGCUUGGAACAUGGCUUUCCAGGGCCACUUCUUCAGCGAGUUCCCCAAGUCACAGGAUGAUCUGCCUCUUGUCUUCGAGACGGUCGGUAGUGACUUUGUCGGUACUCUGAUCAAUGCUCCUCUGUCGUUCCACACUGAGGGUGUCUACAUUCUGCCCAUGGAUGGCGUCUCUGCUACCAAGGGUACUGGUGUUGUGACUUCCGUUCCCUCAGACAGCCCUGACGAUUAUGCCACUCUCAUGGACUUGAUCAAGAAGGCUGAGUUCUACGGCAUCAAGAAGGAAUGGGCCGAGAAGGAGAUCCACCCCGUUAUUGAGACUCCUACCUACGGUAACCUGACCGCCCCUGCUCUCGUUAAGCAGCUAAAGAUCAACUCCCCCAAGGAUGUUAACCAGCUGGCCCAGGCCAAGGAGCUUGCAUACAUGGAGGGUUUCUAUAAGGGAACCAUGCUCGUGGGCGAGUUUAAGGGUGAGCCUGUCAGCGCUGUCAAGGACAAGAUCCGCGCGGCUCUCAUUGAGAGCGGCGAUGCUUUCCCCUUUGCCGACCCUAUGGGCAAGGUUGUCAGUCGCAGUGGUGACGACUGUGUUGUUGCCUACCUCGGCCAGUGGUUCCUGAACUAUGGUGAGAACGAUCCUGAGUGGCAGAAGGAGACAUUAAACCACGUCCUGAACGGCUUGAACACCUACUCCAACGAGACCAAGAACGGGUUCGAGAAGAACCUUUCGUGGCUGAACCGCUGGGCCUGUGCCCGAACUUACGGUCUUGGUUCCAAGCUGCCUUGGGAUCAACAGUUCCUGGUCGAGAGUUUGAGUGAUAGUACCGUCUACAUGGCUUACUACACUAUCGCUCAGCUUCUGCACGGCGACCGUUAUGGUAAAACCACUGGUCCUCUGGGCGUUACCGCCGACCAGAUGAUCGACGAGGUAUGGGACUAUAUCUUUACUCGCCGUGAGAUCAGCGACGAGCUCAUCUCCAAAUGUGGCAUCUCCAAGGAGGCUCUGCAAAAGAUGCGCCGCGAAUUCGAGUACUGGUACCCUCUUGACGUCCGUGUCUCUGGAAAGGAUCUUAUCCAAAACCACUUGACCUUCUUCCUAUACAUUCACGUUGCUCUAUUCCCACCCGAGUACUGGCCCAAGGGCGUGCGCGCUAACGGACACUUGCUCCUCAACGGAGAGAAGAUGAGUAAGAGUACUGGUAACUUCCUGACUCUGAAGGAUUCAGUAGACAAAUAUGGUAGCUCAGCCACGCGUGUUGCCUUCGCUGACGCCGGAGACUCCAUCGAGGAUGCCAACUUCGAGGAGAGUGUUGCCAACAGCAACAUUCUGCGUCUGCACACUCUGAAGGAAUGGAUCCUGGAGGUUUCCAAGGAUGAGUCCCUGCGUACCGGCCCGGCCGAUGCCUUCGCUGACAAGUUGUUCGACAAUGAGCUGAACAGCCUGGUCCGUGAGACACAGAAGCACUACCAAAACACUGAUUUUAAGCUCGCCCUGAAGUCUGGUCUGUAUGACUUUACCAGCGCUCGUGACACCUACCGUGAGUCUGCCAUCGCCGCUGGUGUUGGUAUGAACAAGGAUGUUGUCCUGCGCUACAUUGAGCUGCAGGCUCUCAUGUUGGCUCCUAUCGCUCCUCACUGGUCUGAGUACAUCUGGCUCGAGAUUCUCAAGAAGCCCGAGACCAUUCACUUUGCCAGGUUCCCUGUUGUGCCCGAGCCCUCUCACGAGCUGUCCGCCGCUCAGGCUUACGUUCGCGGUACUGCCUCCAACAUCCUGUCCUCUGAGGGUAGCUUCGCCAAGAAGCUGUCCAAGGGCAAGACGUCAGCAUUCGACCCCCGCAAGCCCAAGCAGCUCACAAUCUUCGCUGCCAAGAAGUAUCCCGUCUGGCAAGAGAAGUACAUUGACCUCGUCCGCGAUGCCUUUGACGCUCUGAACAUUUCCUUCAACGACAAGGAGCUCAACGCCAAGGUCGGCAAGCUUGGUGAGAUGAAGAAGGCUAUGCCUUUCGUUCAAACCUUGAAGCGUCGCCUGGUGAAUGGCCGCGAGUCCCCCGAGAACGUCUUUGAGCGCAAGCUACCCUUCGACGAAUUCGCCGUCCUUGCUGAGAUGGUUGACGGCCUCAAGCGUACCUCGGGAUUCAAGCUGAUUGAGGUCAUUGCUGUUGAUGAGGGUGGUAAGACUGGUGAGGUUGUUGGUACAGGCGAGAAGCGCGAGGGUCUCCAGGCUGAGAAUGCCGUCCCUGGCCAGCCUACCUUCACCUUCGCCAACGUUGAGUAG
Penicillium manginii is the source of this 3339-nucleotide messenger RNA. Its product is annotated as leucine--tRNA ligase CDC60. NCBI's taxonomy places the organism in Eukaryota, Fungi, Ascomycota, Eurotiomycetes, Eurotiales, Aspergillaceae. Gene Ontology annotation, molecular function: ATP binding; aminoacyl-tRNA deacylase activity; leucine-tRNA ligase activity. The record is from RefSeq and is a predicted model, not a curated record. The transcript is spliced from 5 exons. Bases 1 to 3339 code for a protein of 1112 amino acids. Gene Ontology annotation, biological process: leucyl-tRNA aminoacylation.